Triplophysa dalaica is the source of this 3055-nucleotide messenger RNA. RefSeq names its product TBC1 domain containing kinase (gene tbck). Gene Ontology annotation, molecular function: protein kinase activity; ATP binding; GTPase activator activity. The record is from RefSeq and is a predicted model, not a curated record. The coding region runs from base 149 to 2830 and encodes 893 amino acids. Gene Ontology annotation, biological process: activation of GTPase activity; protein phosphorylation. The transcript is spliced from 26 exons. Lineage: Eukaryota; Metazoa; Chordata; Actinopteri; Cypriniformes; Nemacheilidae.
UCACGAUCAGGUGACGCGUAGCUCACAUGUUUACAUGCGCAGGAAGAGUCUGAUCUCUUCAAAAUCAAAUACACAUCUGUAAUGUUUUAAUGUAGACGUGCUAUAGGAGGAGAAUGUUUUGCUUAAACUGAACAGUGUCAGAUGAAUCAUGCAGCCCCUGAGAGAUGCUGAGCUGGGAGCCUCCACUUUUUUUGCCUCACCUCUUCCUCAUGAUGUGUGUGGAAGCAAUGGACUUCCUCUCACCCCCAACUCAAUCAAGAUCCUGGGCCGAUUCCAGAUCCUCAAGACUAUCGCCCAUCCUAGGCUUUGCCAGUAUGUGGACAUCACACGAGGGAAACAUGAACGUCUGAUUAUUGUGGCAGAGCAUCAUGAGAAGAGCCUGAAGGACCUUUUGAAGCAGGCCAAACCUGUCAGUCCAGAUAAGGUGCUAAAGAUCGCCUAUGAAUUGUUAGAAGGUUUGGAUUUCAUGAAUAAACACCGUAUGGUGCACCGUGCGCUGUCUCCUCAUAACGUUCUCCUGGAUCGUGAGGAAAAAGUGAAGUUGGCCAAAUUCGGCCUGUAUCAUAUGACCAACCACGGAGCAGAUGUUGACUUCCCCAUUGGGUAUCCAUCUUACCUGCCUCCGGAGGUUAUUGCUCAAGGCUGUUUUUAUCCCAGCGAACCCUCGAUCACAGAGGACCCUCUUCCCUCAGGGCCAAAAACAGACGUUUGGUCUCUCGGUGUGCUUCUGUUUGAACUCUGUGUGGGAAGGCAGAUUCUGCAGAACAUAGACAUUAGCGAGAGACUGAAGUUUAUCAUCAAUUUGGGCUGCAUGGACGACAUAGUCACUGUUCUAGCAGAGGAACACGGUUGCUUAGAUACAGUCAAGGAGCUGCCCGAAACUCUGCAGGCAUUAUUGAGGAAAUGUCUGACGUUUCUCCCAUCCAGAAGAUCCACCCCGGCUGAGCUUCUGAGGGAUUCUGUUUUUGAGAGCGUUUCCCAUCAGUAUAAACCCUAUCUGAGCCCUGUGAGAUUGUUUUCAUCUUCUCCCCGAUGUGCCCACCUGGAGCUUCCAGAGGACAUCAGCGAGCUCUGUAAAGAUGAUGGAGGAAACUACCUAUCAGAAAGAGCUAUAUAUGAGGUUUAUCACCUGUGGUGCCUGGCAGGAGGAGACCUGGAGAAAGAACUGACCAAUCAGGAGAUCAUCCAAUCCAAACCUCCAGUCUGCACACUUCCCAAAUUUAUUUUGGAGGACGGAGAAUCUUUCGGUCAAGGUCGAGACAGGAGUUUCCUCCUGGAUGACACGACUGUGACACUUUCGCUCUAUCAACUCAAAAAUAGGCUGAAGGAUGUCGCUGGAGAGACGUACUAUCCAUUAUUAGAAGACGAGCAAUCCAGUCUGCCUCAGUCUAACAGCAGUAAUGAACUGUCCGCUGCGGUCACCCUGCCUCUCAUUAUCCGCGAAAGAGACACGGAGUACCAGCUCACCCGCAUUGUCCUCUUCGACAGACUGCUCAAGACGUACACGUUCAAAAAGAACCAGAUCUGGAAGGAGGCCCGGGUGGAUAUUCCCCCACUUCUGAGAGGUCUGGUGUGGGCAACUUUACUAGGAAUUGAGGGGGAUAUCCAAUCGAAAUAUGAAAGUAUAGAUAAGGACACGCCCAUCCCCACUGACAGACAGAUUGAAGUGGACAUCCCACGUUGCCACCAGUAUGACGAACUGCUGUCGUCGCCCCAGGGUCACAACAAGUUUCGUCGGGUCCUGAAGGCCUGGGUUGUGUCUCAUUCUGACCUGGUCUACUGGCAAGGCUUGGAUUCACUCUGUGCGCCUUUCCUGUAUCUAAAUUUCAACAAUGAAGCUCUUGCGUAUGCUUGCAUGUCGGCCUUUAUCCCCAAAUAUCUGUACAACUUCUUCCUGAAAGACAACUCUCAUGUUAUACAAGAAUAUCUGACGGUCUUCUCGCAGAUGAUCGCGUUCCACGACCCCGAGCUUAGCAACCACCUCAAUGAGAUCGGCUUCAUACCAGAUUUGUACGCCAUCCCGUGGUUCCUUACGAUGUUCACCCAUGUUUUCCCUCUGCACAAGAUCUUCCACCUUUGGGAUACUCUGUUGUUAGGAAACUCAUCAUUUCCUUUCUGCAUUGGUGUUGCUAUUCUGCAACAGCUCAGAGACCGACUGCUGGCCAACGGCUUUAAUGAGUGUAUCCUGCUCUUUUCAGACUUGCCCGAAGUGGACAUUGAGCGCUGUGUCCGUGAAUCCAUCAACCUUUUCUGCUGGACUCCUAAAAGUGCCACUUAUCGGCAACAUGCCCAGCCAGCCAAAUCUGCCAGUGACGGCAACAGCUUUGGGAAAACACCCUCCUUUUACUCUUCAGAGUUUCAAGACCUGCCCAAAACUGACCUGAGCCGGGAGCCGUUGAAGUUGACCGAGCUGAAGUCAGAGGCAGCUCCUCGCAUCUCUGUGGAAGACAUCAUUGAGCUGUGUGAACUGAGUGGGCCGGCUUUCUGCAAGACUCCUGUGAAGAGAGCCAGAACCGGAAAACCUAAGAUUCUGGCAGUGGACAUCCGCAGCCUUGAGGACUUCAACCGCGGACACGUCCCUGGAAGCAUCAACAUUCCGUACACAUCCACGUUUGGUCCAGAGGGAGAACUGCUUCAGUGCCCAGCGUCCAGCACGCUGGCCGGAUAUAGAUUCCGUGUCAUUGUCAUCCUCAGCAACAUCAUGAAGAGCGCUACCACGUUUGCAGCUCACCUGGUGAAGGUGAAUUUUCCACGCGUUUGUGUCUUGGAUGGAGGAAUGAACAAGAUGAAGUCGACCGGCCUGUUAACAGUCCCGUCUCCACAGAUAUAACAGCACCUGUUUAUUUGGUUUGCUUUGUGAAUUCAUUUUUAUAUAUUGUGACAAAACAAGCUCCCGGCUAAUAAAUGUUUUGUUGUUAUAACCGUGUCAAAGAAUUCCUUUAGGGCAUUUUCAACAAAACUUUGAAUAAGUGAAUAACACAAUUUCACAAAAUGAUUUUUAUUUAUGCUGCUGGAGAUUAACUUCUGGGACCAAAUAAACGUUUUAAAAAACUUA